Stegodyphus dumicola is the source of this 2241-nucleotide messenger RNA. Its product is annotated as dynein light chain Tctex-type protein 2B-like. Gene Ontology annotation, biological process: microtubule-based movement. Gene Ontology annotation, molecular function: dynein intermediate chain binding. Lineage: Eukaryota; Metazoa; Arthropoda; Arachnida; Araneae; Eresidae. Gene Ontology annotation, cellular component: cytoplasmic dynein complex; cytoplasm. The record is from RefSeq and is a predicted model, not a curated record.
AAUUAUUAUUCCUUACAGCUUCUUCAAAACAACUGCAAAAAUAUCGUACAUUUUGCCAUCUGUUAAGAUUCAUAAUUUGCCAUACGUAUAUCACUAUAUGUGUUUAUUAUUCGAUUAAAAAUAAUCUAUUCAGAAAGGAGGGAAUCAAACUCCAAUUCAAAUGCAUUUUUAAUAGCUUUAGAAAGUGUUAUAAAUAUUCAUAUUCACUCCUGAUACAGUUUAAUACUCCCACUAAAAAAAGCUUUAUAUUGCCCACAUGUUCUCCCUUUUUAUAUGGACUCAGAAGAACUAAAAUUUAAGUUGUUAAUCUAAAAAACACAAAUAGCAGUAAUCUUGGGCAAAAUCGGUAUAUAUCGAGGUGUGUCACUUUUAUAGUCAUUUAUCUUGAUUCAGAAUUUUACAAAGACCUAUUUUUAUUUCGUUUAUAAGAUGUAAUAUCAUAGAACUUAAUUUUGAUGCGUUUCUUUUAAGAGCAGUAAAAAUUUCACGAUAGUCUUUUUAUAUCUUUUUUCCCCCACCAGAUGGCACAAUAAUCCCAUUCAUGAACAGUUGCCAUAGUAACUCAAAGACGCCAAAAUUCCGUAUGGAGCUUUAAGUUUUAGUUAUGGAGGACGAUUCGAUAAUUGAAAGCGAGCAAAAACCGGACACCGAAAGCGAGGGCACCGGAACUUUUUUUGUAUCUCAUGUGUUACCGAUUGAAGCUGAGGAAGAAUUACAUGCGGAGACGAAAGAAUCUGAGGUUGAAGGUGAAGAAGAAGUAGGUUAUGAAAGUGAUGAGGAAUUGUGCACCUACCAGCUGGGACCUAGUGCUACGCUCAAAUCAAGUAGCAUUGUAAAUAUCGCCCGGCGCAUUCUGCAAGAGUAUCUACAGGAUAAAGAAUACUGCUCUGAUAUGAAAGAUAUAGUAGCCCAGAUAUCAUCUACUAUUCGCGAAGAGGUAAAGCACAUGGGAUUAGAUAGAUACAGAGUUGUUUGCCAAGUUACAGUAGGAGAGAAAUGUGAUCAGGACAUUAUAAUGACGUUUCUGUGUUUGUGGAAGCAUGAAUGCGAUCAUUACGCUAUUGCUACGUAUGAUAAUGCUAACAUUUUUUCUACAGCCAUAGUUUUUGUUAUAUAUAAACAGUAAACAAACGUUUCUCUGUUUCUGGAAGCGUGAAUUCGAUCAUUACGCUACUGCUACUUAUGAUAAUGCUAAUAUUUUUUCUACAGCUAUAGUUUUUAUUAUAUAUAAACAGUAAACAAACGUAACUGGAUUAAAAUUACUGUUUUACUUUUGGGAGUGGUAAUACAUUUCACUAUUUGUGUAAGUACGAAACUAAAUUGAAUAAUGAAAAUUAUAAGCAGUUAUGGUAUUUAAAAAAUUAUAUAUAUAAACUGCAUGCUUUUCAAUAAAAUGGCUAGUAUUUGGUUUUGCUAGUAGACAAAAGAAAUUUUAAAUUAUAUGUGUAAAUAUUAUAGUGGUUUUCAGCAUGAAACAAGAAAUUUAGAAUGCCCUCAGUUUCAAUGGGGGAGGGUGAAUUCUGCUCCAUUUUUAACAUUGUUUUGAAACUUCUUUUCUAAAUCUAGAAUUCAGCAAAUCUAACGCAAAAAUUAUAUGUACGGUAUAUAUUAACGGUAUAUAUAUGGCAGUUAAAAACAUUAGUGUGAAUUUUCGAAAAUAGUGUUAGAAACAAUAGACAGAAUUCAAAAUUUGGCUGAUUUUGAUUUAUUGGAAAAGCUCUUCAUUGAGAGAAUGUAACAGGUCUUUCUUCUUUAACAUAUGAAAAUAUUCUGUUGACACCUUCAAGAACUGAGUUAUAUUGUUUCAAAACGCAUAUAUCUUGUUUUAUUAAAUUAAUGCAAAUCAUAAUAGAUAAAUUUAUUUUGCUUAAUUUAUUAAAAAAAUUUUUUUUAAAUUAAAGUUGUGCUUUAUUUUUAUUUUAUUUUAUUAUUAUUUUUUUAAGUUUGACGAUCAUUGAAAUUAGUACCAAAUUUUGAUAUCCCUUUAUGUAUUUACCUAUUUUAAAAAAUUUAUUAUAUUUUUUCGAUUUUAAAACCCCUAUUUAAGGUGUAGCCGACGAAAUGAAGAAUAAUUUUAUUCUUAACGGGAUUAAAUAGAUAGCGUAAAACAUGGAAAUAUAUCUGUUAAAUAUACAGGGUGUUUAUAAAGCCCCGGACCCACUUUGAUGUUUAAUAACUCAUAAAAUAAUAAAGAUAGAUUAAAAUUAAUAACAUGAAUGGUUAGAUAGACUCAAAAAGUUU